GAGUAUUCAUCAAUAAUUAGCAGCGGUUCGGCGUCGUCGAGUGCGCAGACUCCGAAGCCACCUACCACCUCCCCUCCUAGGCCAAAGCGUCUGCUGAUUGUGAUUCUGGUUCUGGCUCUGGCUCUGGCUCUGGCUCUGGCUCUGGUUCAUCCCAACAUCCUUAUUACUCUCGCGCCCGCUCACACACACACUUCGCUCUGGGCACCAGCAGAUCUUGUCCACUUUUGCCACACUGCAGUCACGCUCCCGCAACACGCUCACGCUCACGCCCACGCACGCACGCACUUAGGAGGUAUUAUUAUACGCAUGCCCGACGCUCCACAUUUCUGCCUUGCAGAUCACCGACAAGGCUGAACGCAAAGCCUGUCCCGUCUGCAGAGGAGAAAAAAAAAAGAAGGUCCACAGGUCUGUGUGUGGAGUGAGAAAGCGCAGGAAAGCGUUGCUUCUCCAUACACCAACCCAUCUCGCAUCAAACACCGACCGGCUUCUGUCCGCUGUACGUCACGUCACUCUGCCGUCAACCAACAACCAUUCUGGCUAAGGUACCUAGAUCCUCAGGUAUAUAUUACCUAAGGUAUAAGGUAGUACCAAGUACCAGUACUUCGUAAAGUACGACGGUAUCACUCGCUGCUGGCUGCGCCCGUUCUCAAUGCCUGUCUGCUUAUCUGUCCCGAGUGCUUGCUCCUUCUGACCACCUUUGGCCCUCUGCGCGCUUCCGGACACUACACAAUCACUCUCGUGCGGAGGCGGUGACGAUGGCCCAGGCCUCUCCGGAAGACCCCGACGACUAUGCCAGCGGCGCCGAAUCUGCUGGCGACGACCCUCAUGAAGUCAAGACGGAGUCUGGUCAGGCCUCUCCGUCGGACCUCGGCGGUGGCAAGAGCGCCCCAGCUGUGAACGCUGCUGGCACUUCGCAGAAACGGCGGCGUGUGACUCGAGCUUGCGACGAGUGUCGGCGCAAGAAGAUCAAGUGUGAUGGCAAGCAGCCAUGCACCCAUUGCACCGUGUACAGCUAUGAGUGCACAUAUGAUCAACCUUCCAAUCGACGGAGGAACCCCGCACCACAAUACGUAGAGAAUCUUGAACACCGAGUGCACCGCGCGGAGACGCUGUUGCAUAUCCUCAUUCCCAACCUCGACUUGAACGACCCCGGGAUCGAUGCUGCAGUGGCCCAGGGAUGGAUUCCAGGAGCUCCAGGAAAAGGCAAUCCGACCACUAUUGCGCCAGAAGUAGCACUACCGAAACUGCCGCCAGCAGUGCCACCGCCAGCACCCCCGGAUUCUGCUGAUAAGAAACCAGACACUAACCUGGAGUCCAUGGUUCGCGCUGUAGCACAGCUAGAUAUGGAUGAGUCCGGACACUGGGACUACCAUGGCCACUCGUCUGGUCUCAGUUUCGUUCGACGAAUGCGAGAGCAGCUAGGGGACCUCAUGGGCCCAGAGACAUUGGCAACGCCGUUUGUCAAAACCAGGCCGAUGUCACAGGUGCUGGAUUCGCCCAGGUCAGCUUUUGACUCGCCCGGAGGCGAGUUGUCGCCUGUGACAAGUGUCGAUCUCCCACCGAAGGAGAUGGCGAGGCAGCUGAGCGUAUACGCGAUCAAUGAUGCUGCCGCACUAUUGAGAAUGGUGCAUGGACCUACCUACUGGCAGGCCUUCGAGCGUAUCUAUGCGACUCCAGCUGAAAAUUACACCAACGAUGACAAUUCGUUCCUCCCUCUCUUCUAUAGUGCCAUUGCCCUUGGCAGUCUAUUCGGCAAAGAUGAUGAAACAGUCAUUGACCUUGACGGAUAUGAGAGCGCGAUUCAACAGGGCUUCACAUACUUCAAGACUGCUCGUGGACUCAUGGAUAUCGCCGACUGCAGAGAUCUUUCAUCGAUCCAAGCGGUAGUCUUCAUGAUCUUGUUCUUGCAGUCUUCUGCCAAAAUGUCGCAAUGCUAUGCUUACGUUGGGGUAGCCCUGCGAUCAGCGCUGAGGCUGGGUUUGCAUCGCGCUGCUACUGGCAACUUCAACCCUAUUGAGGCGGAAAGCAGGAAGAGAGUGUUUUGGAUCGUUCGGAAGAUGGAUAUCUAUGUCGGUGCAAUGCUGGGCCUGCCGCAGACGCUGAGCGAUGAUGAUGUCGAUCAAGAGUUCCCCAUUGAGGUCGAUGACGAGUUCAUUACCAGAGAUGCAAUACUGCCGCAACCCGAAGGAGUGGUCUCACUAAUGACAGCGUUCAAUGCGCAUACUCGACUGGUGCAGAUACUGCAAAAGAUCGUGCGUAAAAUUUACCCCAUCAAGAUCCCGGAGCCACAACGAGUUGGGAAUAAGUCGUACUCUAUCUCAUUCUCCAGCAUUCGCGAGAUCGAGAGCGAAUUGGAAGAGUGGAAGAAGAGUCUGCCACCAAUUCUGGCUCCUUGUGAAGCACCACCCAGAUACGCUCGAGUACAGCAGCUGCUUCGGCUGUCGUACGCACAUGCGCAAGUGCUGCUCUACCGCCCGUUCCUCCACUACACGGCCAUGGAGAGAAGAUCAAAACCAGUCGAUCAGAGAGCAUAUGCGUGCGCUGCUUCUUUUGUCAAUGUAUCACGCAACAUCAUUCACAUUGCAUCGCAAAUGAAGCAGAAAGGUCUGCUGAAUGGUGCCUUCUGGUUCAUCAUGUACACCACCUUCUUUUCAAUCCUUGCCCUGGUGUAUUUUGCCGCCGAGAAUCCAGACAACCCUACUACCGAAGCAGUAAUGAAGGAUGCCAUAGAGGGAAGAGAUGUUCUCGCUUCGUUGUCGUCGAGAAGCAUGGCCGCCGACCGCUGCACAGCGACGCUCAACAUCGUCUUUCAAAAGCUGCCAGCGUGGCUGCGGGAGGGCCAGCAGAAUCCUAGCACGAGCAAGAAGAGGACAUUCGAGCAAGGCCCUCAACAACCAGGGCCGCCAGCGUCGCGCAGCCACCCAGAAAUCUCGAUGACCACCCAGGACGCCAAGAGAUCGCCUUUCUCAAGUUUACCAAACGGCUGCACGCCUCCCAUUGGGUCACCAUAUGAAGCUGCCUGGCCACCGUCGGGCGGCGGAUCGUCAUAUGCUCCACAAACGCCUACCUCAGGACCAUACGACACAAACGGAUUCUCCACCAUGGGCCAGAGAGGUGUAUCACAUGCAAUGGGCAGCGCGAUGCAGCAGUAUUCAUUGCCACCCAACUUCGCCAAUCCUCAGCUUUCUGAGCUAUCGUCGAUGAUGUUCCCGACUGCAGAUGAGCCAUUCGUAUACCCGAAUCAGCCGCUGACGACGUUUGAGAACAAUCAACAAUUCGGCAAGAACGCGGGAUAUGCCAACCAGCAGCCCUAUAGCAACAGCAUCGGAAAUUCGAGCCCUGCUGGAUCUGGGCGGGAUGCAACCGAGAAUAUUGAAGCCCAAUUCUACACGUUGCCGCCAUACCUGGAGCAGCAACAGCAGCAGCAGCAGUACCAGAUGCGCAGCAUGCCUCAGCUCGGCGGCGGGUUCUCACAGCAGCAGCCGCCGCCGCCGCCGCAGGCAAUCCCAUACACAAAUGGCACAUCUGCAAGCACGGCGGGGUUGUUGCAACAGCCAGUCAAUGGACAAUGGCAGCAGGGAUUUCAACAGCCACUGGCCGACAUCGUCGACAUUCAAGGCCUCUUUGGAGGUGUGGAGUCGACGUGGAACCCCAUGAACAUGAACAUGAUGCAGACGACGAACUACCAGAAUCAGCAACAGUAGAAGAGAGGUGAUGUUCCUUGCCAGUAUGCGUAGCAAGCGCGGAGUUGAUGUUGUAGUCCGGGAAACGAUACCCAGUGUUUUCAGCCCAGCGUUCAUUCAGCGAUAGCACAGAAAGGGAGAGAUCAGCCUUCAAGGUUCUUGACUGUGUUCUGCCUGUGAUGACUGUCGACAUCUGAUAGGUAUCCAAUUGAGAUGUACAUCGGUACACAGCCAAGGUUGAUGGCUGCGGCGUCCGACGUGGAUACCGCAGUAAUGCAGUCCCGUGAUGUCGUAUGCGAGCAGGGAUGAUGUCGUUUUCUUCAAAUACUUUAUCGGCGGAUCCAGAUCAAGCUUCCCGCAAGCAAGCUCGGUUAGUCGGAGCUACCCGCGUUACCGUGAUCUGAUAGACCCCAGCUCAGCACCCAUUCCCGUUCGUUCCAAUGUUACCUACUGCCCGCAUCGCCGUCCCACUUGCCCAAAGGUGCCUGACCUGAGCGGGCGAAGGAGCAGUCGGUAUGGGACAGACUCGCUCGUUGAAUCCGAUCGCCUUUCUCCCCACGCAGGUCACCUUCUGGGCAUCUGCCGUCUACAUUGCCCUUUUUGCCGUCCUUCUCGUCGUCCACACCACGGUGCCAAGCGCCCCGACUUCUCCAACACCCCUCGCGGGCAUCAAUCUCACCGAAGCCUGGCUCGACCUCGAGUUCAUCUCCGAUGGCUAUCAUCCAUGGGGCUCGCGAAGAAACGACGUCGUGCGCGACUAUCUGCUAGAGCGAGUGGAGAGCAUCCUGGUGAAGAACAAAGUCGGCCACAAGACGGUGUAUGCCACUGAUCGAGGCUUCGCAUCAGAGGACGAAAGCCCGCAGCUGGUGACAGUCUUUGCGAAUGACACGUCCAAUUUCACCAGUCAGGAUGACUGGACUCACGCUCCUGUCACUCUCUACGGCGAGAGCACGAAUCUGAUUGUGUACAUCCGCGGCGAGCAAGACGAGGAAGGCGACUGGUGGAACGGCACGACACGCUACGACGGACAAAGCGGGGUACUGGUGAAUGCACACUACGACAGUGUGGCCAGUGGAUUUGGGGCGACCGACGACGGAGUGGGCGUCGUGAGCAUUUUGCAGCUGAUUAGUCACUUCACGACAGAGAGCAAUCGACCCAAACGAGGCAUUGUCGCGCUCCUCAAUAACGCGGAAGAAAAUGGAUUGUUCGGUGCCCGUAACUACGUGAACCACCCGGUCGCACAGUUUGCCCAUACUUUUCUCAACCUCGAGGGAGCUGGAGCUGGGGGAAGGGCCACCUUGUUUCGAAGCACUGAUGCGGAAGUGACUAAGGCAUACAAAAGCAGCCCGCAUCCAUUCGGUUCUGUGGUGAGCGGAGAUGGCUUCAAACGUGGCUUCAUUCGAUCGGGCACAGAUUACUCAGUAUUCACAGAAGAACUCGGCAUGAGAGGACUGGACGUAGCCUUCUACGAGCCGAGAGCGAGAUACCAUACCGACCAGGAUGGAGCCAGGGAAACCAGCAGAGACAGCGUGUGGCAUAUGCUGAGUGCAAGCAUAGCGACUGUGCGGCAGCUGGCCUCCCACCACGGCAGCAACUUCGAAGGCCGCGCCGACAGAAAUGGAAAGCUGGAUACUGGCAAAGGCAGUAGUUCGUUCUAUUUUGACUUGCUCGGGCUGGUGUUCCUCGUGGGUAAACUGCACACGCUGUUCGCACUAUCGGUCACUCUGCUUGUAGCGGGACCGAUCAUCUUGAUACUGCUCGAGGUUCUUCUGAUCAAAGCCGACAAGUGGUACCUCUUCGCCGGAAGACGCUACUUGCGCUCCUCGGAUGACGAUGAAGCCAUUCGUCUUCAUGGCCGCCGGGGCUGGUCCCGUUGGCUGUUUGGGUGUGUCGUUGCCACUGGCAUCACAAUACUUCUCGCGUAUCUCGUGACUAAAAUCAACCCAUACAUUGUUUACUCCUCGGAGUACGCAGUCUGGGCGAUGUUCUCUUCAGCAUGGUUCGCGAUUGCCUGGCUACUAUUGGCUGGUGCUGCGAACAUCAGACCCACAGCACUCCAACGAGCAUUCUGCCUACUCUGGCUUUACAUAUUCUCUUGGAUCGCACUGGUCAUCACCACGGUGGGCGAGAACAACUUCCAUAUUGCGAGCGGUUACUAUUUCGUCUUCUUCAAUUUCUCGGCACACCUCGCGCUCCUCAUCUCCUACCUUGAGUUGUUUGCACUGCCGACGAAGCAGAAGUACGUCGAGAUUGCGCUCGCUGCACAAGCGGACUCCGCAUCCAUUCGCCCAGCUAGUAGGGCUUCGCGAAGAUUGCUUGACAGUACCGCUGCGGACGAUGCAGGCGAGCCGACCGAAAGGUCGUCUCUGCUCAGUCAUGCAGAUGAUCGCGCUAGUAAGCAGACCUUUGCAUUUGGUCAUCGCCGGGCAGAUCGAGAUGAGGUACCAGACGAUACCGACCAGCCCUUGCUCAGUAGAGCGUACCUGGACGAGCAGGCCUGGUCCUCUUCACUCCCUGCUUGGACGUGGACUCUCCAGUUCCUGAUCCUCGUGCCAAUCAACAUCAUCAUUAUCGGGCAAAUCGGACUGGUCAUCAUUUCGUCCACUCAUCAGACACCUGCAGACGGCAAUUCGGUUCUGACAAUAUACCUUCUGCUGGCGAGUAUAACAGUGCUGCUUCUGCUGCCUCUGACACCCUUCCUCCAUCGGUUCAAAUACCAAAUUCCGACGUUCCUCUUCCUCGUCUUUAUCGGAUGCCUGGCUUACAACUUACUCGCCUUUCCCUUUUCCCGGGAGGCGAGAAUGAAGUACUACUUUGUGCAGCAUAUGGAUUUGGACUCGGGUGUGAACAACGUGACACUGGCAGGGCUUGACGGCUACAUCCAGGAUGUUAUUGCGGAGAUGCCAAGUGCAGCUGGACAGCCCUUUCAUUGUGGAGACACUUCCAUGGUGAACAGAAACGGGCUUGUUAGUUGUUCAUGGCAUGGCCUUCCGCCUAAUGUGGUGCCGAGGGGAUAUGAGGCGCUAGAGUCUGUGAAGAAGGGAAACAAGACGGAAAAGCCGUAUCAGCGGUGGCUCAGUCUCAAUGUCACGCAUGACGGCGACACCGCCCUGUUCAGUCUGCGGGGACUGAAUACAAAGAUCUGCAGGCUGGCCUUUGAUAAUGCUGUCGAGUCUAUCUCGGUAGAAGGCGGUGCUUCGUCACCAUUACAGCGGGCUGUUGGCGACGACGGCAGCUAUCAAGUGAAGCUCUUCAGUCGCGACUGGGACAAGAACUUCCGGGUCAAUGUGACCUGGCCUGCAGCUUCGACAAGUAGCGCAAAGGGUGUCGCGAAAGGACAGACGGGAAGGGCAUGGUGCAGCUGGGCGGAUGUCAAUCAGGCUGGUGCGAUUCCCGCAUACGAUGAGCUGCACCGUAACGAACCUACAUGGAGUGUUGUGACGAAGACGGCUGACGGCCUCUUGGAGGGGUUCAAGCAAUUUGUAGUAUGAUUGAGGGUUUGGCUUCAUCUUUAUUUGACGUCUUAGAGAGAGCAUAGCAUGGCGUUGUAGGGGGUACUAGUGUCUGACUAUAGUAAGCAUUGUGGCAUGUCCACUCACCAGACG
Molecule: messenger RNA, 7288 nt
Organism: Sphaerulina musiva SO2202
Lineage: Eukaryota; Fungi; Ascomycota; Dothideomycetes; Mycosphaerellales; Mycosphaerellaceae
Exons: 8
Coding region: 756-3704 (982 amino acids)
Biological process (GO): DNA-templated transcription; positive regulation of transcription by RNA polymerase II
Cellular component (GO): nucleus
Molecular function (GO): sequence-specific DNA binding; zinc ion binding; DNA-binding transcription factor activity, RNA polymerase II-specific
Source: RefSeq, a predicted model, not a curated record